Molecule: messenger RNA, 1209 nt
Organism: Ilex paraguariensis (yerba mate)
Lineage: Eukaryota; Viridiplantae; Streptophyta; Magnoliopsida; Aquifoliales; Aquifoliaceae
Source: the annotation of a GenBank genome assembly
CUGAAUUGAAACUAUAACUUCACAAUGACCUGUGGGGUAUUUUUAUUCCAUACCAGACAAUGGUGGUAGUAAGUGUUAAUAUUUCUUUUUGGAGUGUUUUGGUAUGUAAUAUGCAUUGCUUGUAUUGGGAAAUCCUUGAUUUAUGAGGUAGAAAUCACAAGACCAACGUGGUGGGAACAUUGAACAUGCUGGGACUGGCAAAGAGGGUGGGUGCCCGGUUCUUGAUAACGAGCACUAGUGAGGUGUACGGUGAUCCUCUACAACAUCCACAGGUCGAGACCUAUUGGGGCAACGUCAACCCAAUCGGUGUUCGGAGUUGUUAUGACGAAGGAAAGCGUACAGCUGAGACCUUGACGAUGGACUACCACAGAGGACUUAAAGUCGAGGUGAGAAUUGCUAGGAUUUUUAACACGUAUGGACCACGUAUGUGCAUCGAUGAUGGGCGUGUCGUUAGCAAUUUCGUUGCUCAGGCCUUACGGAAGGAGCCAUUGACUGUUUAUGGAGAUGGGAAGCAAACUAGGAGUUUCCAAUACGUUUCUGACUUGGUGGAGGGUUUGAUGCGGUUGAUGGAAGGGGAGCAUGUGGGUCCUUUCAAUCUUGGCAACCCUGGUGAAUUCACCAUGCUUGAACUUGCUCAGGUUGUACAAGAGACAAUCGACCCCAACGCGAAGAUAGAGUUCAGGCCAAACACAGAAGAUGAUCCCCACAAGCGAAAGCCAGACAUUUCAAAGGCUAAGAAACUUCUUGGGUGGGAGCCGACUGUGUCCCUUCGCAAGGGACUUCCUCACAUGGUUUCUGACUUCCGCCAUCGCAUAUUUGGUGAUGAAAAGGGUGUUCAAGGCUCCAACCGGCCAUCAGCAUAGGUUUCACAUAAUUAAGCUACGUGGAGGAAGAUAUAAGUUACAAAGAAUAAAUGAAGACUAGAGAGAAAUCACUUACUUUAGCAAUAAUAUCCCUCCAAAAUAGAAAAACUAUGUGAGAACAUUUCUUUAGUGGAAACCAUUAUGUUUUGCUUUUGUGUAUUUUCACUUUAUUUUCAUUAUAUUUUGAUUAUGACAUCGACACUGGCGUGUGAUCUGUCAGUGGUUGGUUACCUGCAAGCGACGAUUACCCAUUGCAAAAUCGUAGUCUGGCUACUUUUAAUGGUGAACAGCAACCAUUGGGAACACUUGAUGUUUGAUAUGAGCUACUAAAUUUCCUCUUAUAUCA